GUUUGCCGUGUCGUAUUGUUUAUCAGUUAAUUGCUAGAAUUCUAAAUGAAUACACUUAAUUAGUGUUACGUGAGUGAAUUAGUUAAUUACUUCUGUGUCAAACUCGACAAAUUACACAAAAGUCCGACUACAGUGUUCCGCGAAGUGUAGAUUUCGAUAAACAAAAGACAGUCGGGAUUUGUGAUAAAAUUACUGUGAUAUAAUUAAUUUCUCGUUGCAUAGCGAAGAAUCUCCGUUUAAUACUUUCUAGUUAAUAUUAUAGAACCGCGUAAUAAUACAAGACAAUAUCAUGGCACAUGACAAUCCAGUGGUGACCGUGAAACAGGGGAAAUUGAAGGGAGCGGUUAAGAAAGGUAUAGAUGGGAGCCCUUAUUAUAGCUUCAAAGGAAUACGCUAUGGGGAACCGCCGGUUGGAGAGUUACGGUUUAGGGCACCAGUACCAAUAAAGCCAUGGGAUGGUGUACGGGAUGCUACAGAACACGGGCCAGUGUGCCCUCAGUUCGAUAUGUCUGUAGUAGACUUUGUGGAAGGCAGCGAGGACUGUCUCAGUUUAAACGUCUACACAAAGUCAUUGCAACCUAACUCAAAACUACCCGUUAUGGUCUACAUACAUGGUGGAGCAUUUUUAUCUGGAUCUGGAAAUGCUGAAACAUAUGGACCUGAAUUUUUAUUCCUACAUGAUGUAAUUGUAGUCACUAUUAACUAUAGGCUCGAAGCACUAGGUUUCCUCUGCCUAGACACUCCUGAAGUACCAGGUAACGCUGGUAUGAAAGACCAAGUUCUAGCCAUGCGUUGGGUUAAAGAAAAUAUCAGCACUUUUGGUGGGGACCCUGACAAUAUCACGCUGUUUGGAGAGAGUGCUGGUGGAGCCUGCGUGAACUUCCACAUGCUCUCACCGAUGUCGAAAGGACUGUUUAACAAAGCGAUAGCCCAAAGUGGAGUUUGUUUAGAAUAUUGGGCGAUAGCUCACCAACCUGUCGAAAGAGCGUUUAGAUCUGGAAAAGUUCUAGGCAAAGACACUAAGGAUAAGAAGGAAUUAUUGGAUCAUUUAAGAGGAUUGCCUGCUCUUGACUUAGCCAGGCUCACGGUCAAAACGAGAACUCCAGACGAGAAAUUUAGAGGAUUACCUAUUUAUUACACACCAACAGUGGAGAAGAAAUUUGAAGGACAAGAACAGUUUUUGACUGAAGACCCUCUACAAAUGCUUUUGUCAGGCAAAGUGAACAAAGUACCAUUCAUGUGCGGGUACAAUACUGCCGAAGGGAUAUUAUUAAUCCCUGAACAUAGGAAAAAGUUGGAAGUUCUGAAUAAAGAACCAUCCUACCUUGUUCCAAGAGACGUAGCAAUGAUAUCUUCCAAGGAGAAACUAGAAGAGUUCGGCCAACGGGUCAAAGAGUUUUAUUUUGGAGGUAAAGAUGCCACUGAAGAUGAUGUACAGGGUAUAGUAGAUGUCCAUACAGAUAUUAAUUUCACAUACCAAGCUCACAGACUGAUGCAUUUCUACCACAAGAUGGCGCCAACUUACAUGUACCGAUUUGACUACUGCACUAAAAUGAACAUGAUGAAGAACAUCUUUGGUGAUGAUGCAGUGAAAGGCGCAUGUCAUGUAGAUGAUCUAUUUUAUCUUUUCCAUACACCAAUGACUGAAAGUAUUUAUGAAGAGAAUGAAGAGAUAAGAAAAGCAGUGUAUGAUGUUACUAAAUUAUGGACUGAUUUUGCAAAGACUGGUAAUCCCACACCAACAAAGGGCAGCGUGGAAUGGCGGCCCUACAACAGUUCAACCAAAGAGUAUUUACUCAUAGACAAAGAAACAAAAAUGUCCAGUAACCUGGAGAAGGAAAGAGUUGAAUUCUGGAACAAAAUGUACGCUGACGCCGGUUUGCCUAGCAUCACUAAGUCUAAUUUAUAGAUGUUUAGACAAGUAGGUAAAUACUGCGUAGAUAGGUAUAUAGGUAAAGUCUGGCUAUUUAAGCUGAUGUAGUUUAUUUCUAGUAGAAUGGGGCACAUAUUUGGCUUAUUUGAUCCAAUAUUUGUGUCAUUACUACACUCCAAGUAGAAAAUACUUAUUAAGCGUUUAUAAAAUAAAUGUGAAUAUUGUGUUAAACACACCACCAGGUGUUGAGAAGCCGUAAGCUAGACAAUUAUGUCUAUAAAUUAAUUUGCGGCAUUAUUUUAUUACUGUUUAACAGUUUACUUAGAAUGAUAAUUACCUCAAAUAUUUACAUUAAUGGUAGAUAAGCUUAACUUAAGCAUUUAUGUACCUAAAGCAUUUUGCAAGGAAUGUCUCUACUUUUUAGUGGUUUAUUUUUUAAAGCCAUGGAGUAUUUUCAAGUUUUAAAAUAUAUGAAAUAAGGUUGAAUAUAGUUCAUAGGUAAAGUCAGUUUAGGUUAUAAAACUGGCUGGAUGGUAUUUAUUUUAUACAGAGGUUUUGUAAAGACCAACAAAACGCCGACUUUAAAAGAAAGGAGAUGAAGAAAAGCUAAUUAAGGAAUUUAGUAAGUAAGAAAUUGUACUGAAAUCAUCACAUAUAUCUUUGUAUAUUUUGUAAUGACAUACGUUAACAUUUAUAAAAUGUUUUAUUUAUUUAUAAUGGAGAAAUUAUUCUUUAUAUGCUAUUGUUAUGGAUAGUUUAAAAGGACUUACUAUGAAGUGAAUAGAAUAUUUGUAUCUAUAAAGAAUGAGAAAAGGGAAAUAUGGAUAUGUUACGAAGAUGGAUUUUUACAAACGCUAUCUCAUUUUAAUUGACAUAUUAAUUUGUUUUACUACUUGUUAUGAAUAAAACAUGUUUUGUAAU
Helicoverpa armigera (cotton bollworm) is the source of this 2794-nucleotide messenger RNA. Its product is annotated as juvenile hormone esterase. Lineage: Eukaryota; Metazoa; Arthropoda; Insecta; Lepidoptera; Noctuidae. The transcript is spliced from 4 exons. Gene Ontology annotation, molecular function: serine hydrolase activity. Bases 290 to 1909 code for a protein of 539 amino acids. The record is from RefSeq and is a predicted model, not a curated record.